Tuber melanosporum (Perigord truffle) is the source of this 2563-nucleotide messenger RNA. RefSeq lists its product as uncharacterized. Gene Ontology annotation, biological process: tricarboxylic acid cycle. Gene Ontology annotation, cellular component: cytosol; mitochondrion. The coding region runs from base 1 to 2379 and encodes 792 amino acids. The transcript has 8 exons. NCBI's taxonomy places the organism in Eukaryota, Fungi, Ascomycota, Pezizomycetes, Pezizales, Tuberaceae. The record is from RefSeq and is a predicted model, not a curated record. Gene Ontology annotation, molecular function: aconitate hydratase activity; 4 iron, 4 sulfur cluster binding.
AUGUAUAAUUCUAAGCAGAUUAAGGCACUCUCGUAUAACCAGCCACCCCGCCGCAAUUUCGCUAUCCCUGCCACAAAUUCAAACUUCUCAGUUCAUCCCGAGAUAGCUGCACGAACCCCACCAUAUGAAAAACUUAUAAAGAACCUCACAGAGGUCCGCCGAGUCCUUGGGACACAAGGGCUCACACUUGCGGAAAAAAUUCUUUAUUCCCAUCUCGACAAUGUUGAGGACAGUCUUGGUGGCCGGGAUGGCAAGAUUCGCGGGGAGGCACACCUGAAACUCAAAGUGGAUCGGGUGGCAAUGCAAGAUGCUAGUGCUCAGAUGGCCCUUUUACAAUUCAUGACCUGUGGCCUUGGAGAGACCGCCGUCCCGGCAUCAAUUCAUUGCGACCACAUGAUUGUUGGAGAGAAAGGAGCAGAUGUCGAUCUCCCUCGGAGUAUUGACGGCAAUAAAGAAAUAUUUGAUUUUCUGGGGUCCGCGGCUAAGAGGUUUGGAAUUCAGUUCUGGGCGCCAGGGUCGGGAAUUAUCCACCAGAUUGUGUUGGAAAAUUAUGCGGCUCCCGGGUUGAUGAUGCUCGGGACAGACUCUCAUACCCCUAACGGAGGAGGACUUGGAGCAAUUGCCAUCGGUGUUGGUGGCGUCGAUGCAGUUGACGCAUUGGUUGAUGCUCCUUGGGAACUUCGUGCACCCAAAAUACUUGGAGUUCGCCUAGAGGGUGAAUUAGGUGGAUGGGCAACACCGAAGGAUGUUAUACUUAAUAUAGCUGGGAAAUUGACUGUUCGGGGAGGUACAGGUUACAUUAUCGAAUAUCAUGGGCCUGGAGUGGAAACUCUCAGUUGCACGGGCAUGGCUACAAUUUGUAAUAUGGGAGCUGAAGUAGGAGCGACCACCUCUUUAUUUCCAUUCACCUCCAAAAUGGCCUCUUACCUAAAUUCUACCCGCCGAGCUCCGAUUGCAGAAGCCGCGGAAGAAACGAACAUAUCCCACAGUUUCCUCCGCGCGGACACAAACGCAGUCUACGACCAGAUGAUCACAAUCAACUUAUCAGAACUAGAGCCGCACAUCAAUGGACCUUUCACACCGGAUCUUUCCACACCGCUCUCUAAAUUCAAGGAUGCCGUUAAAAAGAAUAAGUGGCCAGAGCAAUUAUCCGCCGGUUUGAUCGGUUCCUGCACCAACAGUUCUUAUCAAGACAUGCUUAGGGCUGAGGACCUGGUUAAUCAGGCAGAAGCUGCCGGAUUGAAGCCUAAGGUGGACUUCUUUGUUACUCCGGGCAGUGAGCAGAUUAGGGCUACCCUGGAGCGGGAUGAGACACUGGACAUUUUCGAGAAGGCUGGCGGAACUGUUUUGGCAAAUGCCUGUGGACCUUGCAUUGGUCAAUGGGAGAGGAGCGGCAUCUCGAAGGAUGAUACAAACGCAAUUCUUACCUCAUACAACAGAAACUUCCGUGCGAGAAAUGACGGAAACUCACAGACAAUGAACUUUCUGGCAUCCCCCGAGAUCGUAACGGCGAUGAUUUACUCCGGCGACAUGUCCUUCAACCCAAUAACUGACACACUCCCCACCCCAUCCGGCCACCCCUUCAAAUUCAGCGCUCCCUCUGGUUCUGAACUCCCCUCCCAAGGCUUCGAGCUCGGAAACCUCGCCUUCAUUCCUAACAACUCCGCACCCUCCCCUUCCACACCCGUUGUUGUCUCCCCAACUUCCUCCCGCCUUGCCCUUCUUGAGCCCUUUGAACCAUUCGGCAUCACGGAUCUAAAAGGGUUAAAAGUCCUCUUCAAAGUCAAAGGGAAAUGCACAACAGACCACAUCUCUGCUGCUGGCUCCUGGCUAAAAUACAAGGGCCACCUAGAAAACAUCUCAAAUAACACCUUAAUUGGUGCGAUGAACGCGGAAACCGGGGAGGUGAAUAAAGCGUACGACGCCAACGGUGACGCCUUCUCUAUUCCAGACCUCGCCCGGCGCUGGAAAGCGCAGGGCGUGUCCUGGCUGGUUGUCGCAGAGAAUAACUACGGCGAAGGAUCAGCCAGGGAGCACGCAGCGCUGCAGCCAAGGUACUUGGGCGGGAAGAUUAUCCUAGCAAAGUCGUUUGCGAGAAUCCACGAGACAAACUUGAAGAAGCAGGGCGUUGUGCCAUUGAUAUUUGCUAACGAGGCGGACUACGGCUUGAUUAGUUCCUGCGACAGCGUUGAUACGGUAGGGCUAUACGAUAUGCUGGUCAAUGGUGGGGAUGGCGAGGUGUUCCUAGAUGUUACCAAGAGAGUGGAUGGGAGUAGACAUAGGAUUCCCGUCAAGCACACUUUUAGCAAGGAUCAGGCUGGGUUUGUACUUGCUGGAUCGGCGUUGAAUUUAUUAUCCAAGAGGGCAGCUACCGCUUGACAGUCCCGUGGGAGAUGUCUCUACUGGAGAUUUUCUAUCACAUUUUUUUGUUUAUAUGUUUCUGUUUCCAUUAUUCCUCUUGAGAGAUGAGCUUCUUUUUGUUGAAUGGUCUGAGACAAUUUGGGGGGGUCAACCUUGUUCUUUAGCUUUGAGAUCGUGUUACCUCCAAUACAAUACUCUCGCA